GUGCUGAAUGUUGCGGAGAAAAAGUAAAACUAAAGUAUCGAUCCGAUUCCAAUACCAACGCUGGUAUCGACAAUAUCGAUAUUUGGAUCGAUCCGCUCACCCCUACUGCAUAGUACUAGAAGUUACCGAUUUUUCCUUUAGGGACUUUUAUCUAUAAUAACAAACGUAACAUCCGGUCGUGAACGCUUACCGAUUUGAAAGAGAACGAGGUGCUUCAUGUGUUAAUGAAUCUGAAAAGUGGACUCUUUAAGAACAACAUGAAAAAGCUGGUUAAUGUGCUGCGUUUGCCCAAAGGACCUGACCCCAACAGCCGUGGAUUUGACCCGACCUCACCUCGGUACAUUGCUCUAUGCCCAUCAACUAUACCUGCAUCAACAGUGCACAGUGCGGAUGAUGUAAACAUAGAGGAGGAGCAGCGUUUACGCUCAGAUCUGCGAGAGCGCUUUCUCAGAAGUCUUAUAGCGAUGACGGACAAACAAGUACACUUCAAAAUGUACGAGAAGGUUGAGGUGCAAGCAAAGUUCGGUGCUUCUGACAUCGACAUUUUAAACUUUCAGGUGUCUGAUCUGCAAACACCGCUGGGAGUGCAGAAAGAGGCCUUGCUUCGAUGUCAGGACAUCAUUUCAUACUCGUUUGACUUGUAAAUGUAGGUGUGGUAAAGAUAUAAUUUCAGAAUAAAUAUAAAUUUGCUUACUGCCUGUUGUUGUGUCAGGUUUAAAUAAAAGCAAAAAGGUGGAAUGAAAUGAAAGGUUCACUUACAGCUAUUGGCCACAAGAGGGUGGUAGAACUGUGGGGUUUUAAACGGACGCUUGUCGUUUUUAAAGGACUCAGGUCAGGUCUCAGCUCUAUCAGGCCAAUGUCUGAUUAUAAAGCUCAGAUUAAACUGUGACUUUCUUGUUUUUAAAACGUUUCUAACAACCAGUCUGCCACCUGUCUGCUUUAUUAAACCCACAUUGUGUGAA
Trichomycterus rosablanca is the source of this 962-nucleotide messenger RNA. It is a transcript of the gene gemin7, whose product is annotated as gem (nuclear organelle) associated protein 7. NCBI's taxonomy places the organism in Eukaryota, Metazoa, Chordata, Actinopteri, Siluriformes, Trichomycteridae. Gene Ontology annotation, biological process: spliceosomal snRNP assembly. Bases 225 to 644 code for a protein of 139 amino acids. The record is from RefSeq and is a predicted model, not a curated record. The transcript is spliced from 2 exons. Gene Ontology annotation, cellular component: SMN-Sm protein complex.